AUGCUUGGAAUGGGUCUACGUGAUGAUUAUCCGGCCUAUGGAGGACGUGGUCCGGCCGAUCUGCAUCUGGGACUGGGACUGGGAUCGGUGGCCACCAUCUUCAUGAUACUCCGAGUCUAUGUCCGACUGCGAAUCAACAAAUUCGGAACGACCGCUCUAAUUCUGGCUUUGAUCGCUUGGCUUCUCACUGCCAUCACGCAGACUUUUAGCGUGAUCGCUAUUCUUCACGGACUUGGCAACCAUCUCGAGCUCAUCGUCGAAGCUGGGGAGCUGAACAACUAUCUGCUGUUCACAUGGAUCACCAUCUUCUUCUUCAAUAUGGCCAUACCCACGGGCAAGGUGGCUGUCGCAGCUUUCUUGAUGGAGAUGAACUCACAGGGUAAUCCCAAGAUUCGCCGAUGUCUGAUCGCUGUCGCCAUCCUAAACACCAUCUUGAACAUCCCACAGAUCGUACUCCCUUGGUUCCAAUGUGAUCCCCCAAAGGCGCUGUGGGAUCCAUCGCGACAGAAUGAUUGCGAUCCUCGCAUCAGCGUCUACUAUACGUACUUUGCCGGUGCGGUGGCCGCGCUAUCGGAUUUCUUUCUGGCGAGUAUUCCCAUCACGAUGCUGGCUCCACUUCGCAUUGAUCGCACGUUGAAAUGGGGCCUCAGUUUCCUCAUGGGCUGUGGUGUUUUUGCGGGUGUCGCCGCGCUCGUGCGUACAUGGGCCGCAAGUUUAAUACUCGGCGCGGAUCCGACCUAUGGCGUGGGGACCUUGUUUCGCUGGGGCGAAGUCGAAGAAUGGAUCGUGCUCAUCACCAUGUCCAUUCCCCCUGUUUGGCCGCUAAUUCGCCCAUUCACUCCGCGAUUCUGUCAAUCCCAGGGCCGAUCACGCCGUCUGCCGACUUCUCGAGGGGACAGUGAUCCAUCGAGUGGACGUCCUUUCUCACAUGUGUCUGCUCCAGUGAUUACCACCACCAUCUCGAUCUCGUCACGGAAGGCACCGCACUCUGGAGAUAUGCCACAUCGCGCACCUUCGCCGUCCGGCUGGGUUUGA
This is a messenger RNA of Penicillium oxalicum, 1035 nucleotides long. RefSeq lists its product as uncharacterized. The coding region runs from base 1 to 1035 and encodes 344 amino acids. The transcript is spliced from 4 exons. The record is from RefSeq and is a predicted model, not a curated record. NCBI's taxonomy places the organism in Eukaryota, Fungi, Ascomycota, Eurotiomycetes, Eurotiales, Aspergillaceae.